Molecule: messenger RNA, 8237 nt
Organism: Schistocerca gregaria
Lineage: Eukaryota; Metazoa; Arthropoda; Insecta; Orthoptera; Acrididae
Product: homeobox protein SIX5-like
Exons: 4
Coding region: 149-952 (267 amino acids)
Biological process (GO): regulation of transcription by RNA polymerase II
Cellular component (GO): transcription regulator complex; nucleus
Molecular function (GO): DNA-binding transcription factor activity, RNA polymerase II-specific; RNA polymerase II cis-regulatory region sequence-specific DNA binding
Source: RefSeq, a predicted model, not a curated record
UUAGGAGGGGUGAGCCGGGCGCCGGCGCCGCCGUUGUCCGCGCGCCAGUCUGCAGCCAGCCUGCGUGGGUGCUGCGCGCCUACGUGUCGCCGUGAGAGCAGAGCAGCUUCCCGCGCCGUGCCGUGCCGAGACGGACUUGCGAUGCGCCAUGGAGCAGCAGGUGUCCCCUGCGGCUGCUGAGGAGCAGGCGGGGGCGGCGGCGGACGCCCCGCAUCCCAGGCCGCUCAGCUUCUCCGCCGAGCAGGUCGCCUGCGUCUGCGAGGCCCUCCUCCAGGCGGGCGACAUCGCGCGGCUGGAGCGCUUCCUGCGGCUGCUGUCGCCGGCGGGGCUGAUCCGCGGCCACGAGUCGGUGCUGCGCGCGCGCGCCGCCGUCGCCUUCCAGCGCGGCCACUACCACGAGCUGUACGCCAUCCUCGAGUCGCAGCCGUUCAGCGCGCGCCACCACGCGCACCUGCAGCAGCUGUGGUUCGCCGCCCACUACCGUGAGGCGGAGCGCGUGCGCGGCCGGCCGCUCGGCGCCGUCGACAAGUACCGCCUGCGCAAGAAGUACCAGCUGCCCAGGACCAUCUGGGAUGGCGAGGAGACCGUCUACUGCUUCAAGGAGCGGUCGCGGAACGCGCUCAAGGAGUGCUACAACCGCAACCGGUACCCCACGCCCGACGAGAAGAAGGGCCUGUCCAAGAAGACGGGCCUGACGCUCACCCAGGUGUCCAACUGGUUCAAGAACCGGCGCCAGCGCGACAGGCCCGUCCACACCCGCAGUGGCAGCACGAGUAGCACAGGGAGCAAUGGAACAGCUGCAGAUGUCAGCCUUUUGUGGGGCAGUACUACUCCAACCCUGUGCUAUGCCACUCAUGGGGUUCCAGGAACUGGUGGAGUGAAGAGUGAACCUGAUGCGUAUAUUCAGGCUGCUUACAGCGCUGGAUACGAUGCUGUUCUGUCACCUCAAUGAGAUGACAAUGCUCAUUUGAGCAGCUUCACAGAUAUCUUAUUAAUCUCUGUCCAUAAAAAAAAAAAACUAGAGUAAUAUUUGUAUUUAAACCUUCUAUUGUAAUCUCUCCAAAAAGUGUUACAAAAUUUGUUAAAAAUAUUACCGAUUUGUACUCACCACAGUAGCUAUACUACCCCCUGAAUCCAUUAAGGGCUGGUGAGAAAAAAAUAUAACUUCAUAAAUUGAAUUGAAAGCUCCAGCUGUAUGGACUGACUAAGUCAAAGGAAAGGGAAUUUCAUCUAUCGAAGUAAUGAUGUACAAAGGUUCAAGUAUUAGAUGGUAUUAUAAAUAUGAAUGUAACUUAGAAAUACUUCAAGAAAAUUGCAGCAAGGGGAAAAAUUAUUUUAUGGAACAUCUGCAACAUUAUAUACAAAUUCAAAGAAAGUAAUUAAUGUACAAAUUGUAAAGAAAAUAUAUACACUCCCAUGUUUUGAACAAUUAUAAUUGCUGUUUGGAGCUUGGGUACAAUUCAGAUAAUAAUCUAGCAGAAAACUGGAGAAAAUUAAGGCCAGAGAUACUGAAUUUGGCUUUCAACAAACAACACAGUUUACCUGCACUGACAUGUUUCAUUUACUAAUGAAAUUUGUUAAAUUAUUGUCUAUGUCUUAACUUGAUUUCAAUUUCAUUUUAAUCUGUAGAAUUACAUUUGUACAUGCAAUAGGAGACAAAUAACUGGAAAUGUGAAGGAUUGUCCAAUCAGCUGAGAUAAUUGGGAGAAUUACAUUGAAUUACAAAUGAAGAAGCAGGAAAUGGAGUGGCCGAUGCAGCUACCGAACGAGAAAGAAAGUGUGUAGCAAGUGAAGGUAUGAUUAUAGAGUGGGAGUAGUGACUCAAUGAAGCUUUCGAAGAGAAACUAAAUGGCAUUGAAGGGGAAAGAUACAUAAUAAGAGUUACUAAAACAUAGAGUAAAAUGUGAACAACACGAAAGGUAAAAAGAAAAGUGAAACUGAAGUAGAACAGAAGAUAUACAGUAUUUGAGAGAAGUGAAAGAUGCUCAGACUGCUUCCAAAGGAGAUCUUACAGUGACUAGUCUUUAAAUAAGAACAUGUAGUAUUUUGCCUUCGUCUCUAAGCUUUCUUAUACAGUCAGCUCUUUUGAUUUUUAACUGCUGCAGACCUUUAAUUAAUUUCUCUCAUAAAAAUAUUAUUUUUGUAUAUUUUAUCUGUUCUUCUAUGAUUCCUCUAGUUUUUCAAUUUAAACAGUCCCUUCUACUGACAUAUUAUCAAGUUCACUGAUUCAGAUUUCACUACAAUAACUUGGAAUAUCAAAGAAAGCAAUUCACUGUGUCACAUAACAUUUAAUCAUGAUUGAUUCCUAGCAAGUAAUAAACAUUACUAUUGUAUCAUAGUAUCAAGAAUCAUCUAUCAAAUUGAUUGAAAUUAGUAUUUGUGCCAAUAACUAUUAAUAUUAAGCGUUUCUCUUCUUUAUAGCAUACUGAACUGACAUUAAUGUGUGAGAGUUGUGUGGUACCAAAGCACUGUACAUCAGUGUUCUACUUGUACCUGUGGCUUAUAUUAUAGAUACCUCGGAAAACAGAUGUAGGUUGUGAACCUUCUCAUAGUUUCAGACAACAAACACAUUACAUUUAUUUUAUUUCCUGUUAUCAAAUGAUGAGGAAUUUUAUUCAUCAGAUAAGUGAUUUGAGUGGUUCAAAUAGACUCUUAAAACUCAAUCUCUGAAGUUUAAUGGAACCUGUGUAGCCUGAGUAAUUUGUUGUUUUAAUUGUGAAAUCAAUUUCAAUUGUUGGAAGGUAUAUUUUCCUAUAUUUCUGGGUUUUUCCAAUGUGAGUUUUGCAGUAAUGUGAAAGCUCUGUGAUACACUGAUAUUUAUUGUACCAUCCAAGUAGUUUGCCUCAUAUAAGGAAAGUCACACUUGUAACAAGUGCACUAAAUGUUCCAUCUGAAGAACACACAUUAACUUUGCUCAUUAGGGCAAAGCAUGGAUCUUGGCAAAAGGCAGUAACAUUUCUUAGUAUCAGAAAGUCAUAUGUUAUUGCUUUUAGCACCACAAACACUUGGGCAGGUAAACACUUCGGGAGGUAAAUCUCUGCAGAUGGUCAGUCAUGACUUGUUAUUACUUUAAAUCUUCUAUUUCUUCUUACUUUGAAAGAUAUAUCAAUCUUUACUUCCUGUAUUUGUUUUUCAGUAACAUACAUAAAAAAUACCCUCAUGAUUACAGCCUCUCCACAUCUUUAACUCUAGUGAUCUUUCAUGCUUUCUUAGUGAAACUAAUGUCUGCAAAAUUCCUGGCUUUGCAAAACUAGAAAAUUGGAAAUCACCCUCAAUUCAAUUUUUUGUUUAUGGUGCCUACUGCUCACAGUUGUCUGUGAGGUACUCCAAGAUUAAUUUUUUUAAAGUAAUUAUGACUGUUUGUCAUUUCACUGUCUCUUUUUCCUACCAGAUGUUGGUAUAUGGUUCAUCUCCUGUCUAACAUUCACCUGUGAAGACAGGUUGAACACUGUCAGUACUAUAACUAGAAAGGGACUGUUACCGCAGAAUUAUGAAUUACAUAUAAUACUGCAGUAUUAUUAUACUUUCAAUAAUUGUGAAAUGACUAGGCAUGUCUUUACAUGAAAAAAAAAUUCAAAUUGAGAAAUUAAUUGAAAAGUAAACAUACAUCACACAGAAACAAAGCUUCAUAGCCAGAUCACAGUUUGGUUAAAAACUGCGAUGGGCAACAUUCUGGGCAAUUCCUUGUAUUACAAAAAUAUUGCAGAAAUAUAUAACGCAGGAAAAUGUUGCUAUUAUUACUUUUAAAUAGUUUUAAUUAGAUUAGUAGAACAGCUACAAUGAAACAAAGGAUUUAUUACAUACAUGUAAAUAACUGAUAUUUGGAAUUCAGAUAGACAGUUAAAGGGUAGAAGACAAGUUCAUAAAAUUUUAAACGAAAGUCAAAUACCUACAGCAAAAUAAGCUCUGGCACAUUUUCCUCAAGUAUGGAAAUCAACUUGCAUGCAGCCAUUCCAUCUUGAGAGGGUAAUAGUUAACGAAAUAUCAAUGUGAUUCAUCAGAAGAAACAUAAGACAUUGAAAAUCAUAGUCAUGAUAUUCCUCCAAAUAUGCUUCCUCAUUUGUUUUGGAUUCAGAAGUAUUCUUUAAACUAAUUACCAUUUCACAUUGUUGUUGGUCAAGAUGAUAUCUACCGAGUCAUCCUUCAUUAUGACAUUUCAGUUGUUGUCUGUAGCUUAUAAAAUGAAAUGGAUUUCACUAGAUAUUUGUGAUGGUUUGACAUCUGCACAUUUUCAUUUGUGCUAUGAAAUACAGUGUGUGUGUGUGUGUGUGUGUGUGUGUGUGUGUGUGUGUGUGUAACAAAUGGAGAGAGAGAGAGAGAGAGAGAGAGAGAGAGAGAGAGAGAGAGAGAGAGAGAGAGAGAAUGUGCUGCCAGAUCAUCAUACAGUGGCACCUUGUGACUGUGGAAGUACUGCAGAUAACAGCAGAAUUUGCCAUGGACAUCGAUGAUGAAUUACUGUGGAUAAGUGACUUUCUUUAUAUAUGCUAUGCAAUAAAUGACGUAUCAGUAAUGUUGAAAUAUAAGUUUUUCAUCUGUGGAACAUAUUGCAAGUAGUACAGGUUGAGUUCUCAGACUGUGUGUUGCUUUGUUGUCAGGUCUUCUUAAAUGGAAAAAGAAACUGUAUGUAACUGAUAUUGUUUUUAUGUUUAAAAGUCACAAACUUGGUUUUCUUAAAGUCUUUAUGUUCCUUCCUAUUUCUGUUGUAAAUGGCUUUAAGCAUGACAUGUUUACUAUAUUACUAAAAUUAUGUAGUUACCUGGUAUAUCAUUCUGCAGUACUGUACAUAUUGUUUAAAAUAAAUAUAUUAUUGUGUUACUUCUAUUGGAUUUCUGUUUCUGUGAUUUAAGCCAAUGACACAUUCAGUUUCUGAAGCUUCCCUGCAACCAUAAUGUCACCACCUACAUCAUUAUGCAGAAACAAUACCACAUAAAUUGGUUUGUUAAAUAAUCCAUGACCAAAACAAUGGUCAUACAUGAAAUAAAAGUCUGUGACUAUACAAGAAUGGUUUUUCAGCGACACACACACAAAGAAAGUUUUUUAACAAUAUCAAUGAUCCAGCUUCUGAUAAACUCUUGUGUCCACCAGAAAUAUUUUAACUCAUCUCUAAGGCUUUGUUGGGCAAAGUGAUCAUAGCAUGUUUCAGGAGGAAUAGUGAAUUUUAGGAGAUGGUAGUAUAGCCAAUUUGAAUAAAACAUUCGAUAUAACAAGUGUCCAAUUUUUAUUGUUUACAGAAAUACAACUGGUUACAGUCAUAAGCUUUCGUGUGAUGUGUUGGUACUGCAGUUACUAUGAUGUUAUUAGUAGUCAUCGUUAUUUUCAAGUUCAAGUUCUGAGUUGUGCCUGAGUUUACGAAACAGAACUUUUCAAAUGUGAUUGUGAUUCAUCUAUCAAUUCAAUUGUAUCAUUUAAGCAUGACACUCCUGUUUACAAAUUCUGAGUAUGUCAUUAUGGUAGUUGUGUAUGGGUUUUGUAAUGGAAACUGCAAGGUUGCUUGUAGAGAACAUGAACAUUAAUUUUCUAACUGCAGAGUGAGACUGGUGCAGUGCCCAGCAGUCACAUUUCAUCUGAACAUGCAAAUGAAUAGAGUGUAGAUGGAGAAAAAGACAGUAUUCAGUUGGCAGAGCAUUGUUCUUUAACAAGCACAUGCUGAGUUUCUACUCAUAUAAGUGCUCCAUGUACAAGAAUAUGACCAACACUAUUUACAAAGGACCUCUAUCCUUAUCAUCUACAAUGGAUUCUACAUCUUCCACAAAGAGACACAAGUAGAUGACUGGAAUUUUUUCAUUGGCUAGUGGCAAAUCACCAGUAAUCCCAUUACUGCUGUUAACUGAUGAAGCCACAUUCAUUUAUGAUAGUGUCCAAUACAUCACAACCAGUGAUCUGACAAAAAUCCACAUCCCUUUGUGGAUACACAUUUUCAAGAAUGCUCCUCUGUAAAUGCAGGGGUUUAUGUAAAUCUACUUUGAAUCUAAUCAUCUGCCUUUGCUUACCACAUACUGUGAGUAUUUGUUUGAGUGACACACUUGUAUUUCUGCAAUCAAUAAAAAUUGGACACAUUAUAAGCAAUAUUUUAUUCAAAAUAGUCUAUAGCACCACCUCCUGAAGUAUUCAGUAUUCCUACUGAAACACGCUGCUACAUCUCCUAGGUAAUCAUAAUAUAAAAGUUUGAAAAUAAAUUUUGCACACAUGUAACAAUUUAUUUAUCAUAAUAUAUUGCAAUUUACAAUUGUGGAAGACUUUAGCUUCACAGAGACAAAAUAAUCAGACAAACACCAGGAAUAAUAACAUGAUCACACCAAAUUGAAGAUGGCUGUAAAAAUUGUUUUUCUCCAUAACAAGCUUACAGAAAUCUAGUCAAGUGUACUACAACAUAAACAAAUAAGAACUGGUCAGCAGUCUUUUCUAUAAAAAGCACAUGGACAACAAAAGACAGGUUUAGAAAUAUCUGACUAUUGACAGACAUUUGUCUUACCUCCCAUGAGUGUCAUAUAUAACUCAAAUAUGAAAUUUAGUUGUUUUGUUGCUCCAAAUAGUUAUACAACAUAUGCUCUCUCAUUGAACUUUUGCUGUUGAUAUGUUGCAUCUGUAGAGAGAAAGCCUCUUUAAUUGGUCAGUUACUACCAUCAUUUACGCGAGGCCUCAGUUAGGUUCUCAGUAGUUUGUUUAUUUCUUUGCUCUAAGUCUAAAUCUUACAUGAUAAUUAAAACCAAUGGUAAAUAAUCAGAAUAACAAUGAAUAUUUUACAGAGAAAUAACAGGAGGUUUUUACAGGUUUUGCAUACGUAAAUAACACACACAUAAUUUUUUGUCUGCUUUAUGGAGAGUUCUACAGCUCAAUGUCUUACUCUUUAUUAACAAUAACAACAAUUCUAUUGACAUCACAGGCUCAAGUUAAGAGAAGCAUCUGAUCAUGGCCUACUCACACUGGCAAAAGAAUGGAAUUCAACUUGUUUUUGAACAAUGGAAAGCCCAUGUUGGAAUAUUAACAACAUUAUGAUGAAAAGGAUAACUUGCUACUCACCAUAAAGAUGGUAUGUUGAGCUGCAGACAGACAUGAUGAAAAGACUGUUGUAAAUAAGCUUUUGGCCAACACCUUCUUCAGAAAAGUAUAAUGCACACACAUUCAUAUUUGAUUCUGGCUGGAGCAACUACUAUCUCUGGCUGCUUUGGUCAGAAUUUGAUUCUGGCUGGAGCAGCCAGAGAUAAGUGGCCAUGUGUGUGUAUGAAGUGUGCUUGCUGGUGUGAAUGUGUGUGCAUUUUUCUUUUCUGAAGAAGGCUUUGGUCAAAAGAUUAUUCAUAAGAGUGUUUUAAUCAUGUGUGUCUGCAACUUAAUGCAGCAUCUUUAUGGUGAGCAGCAAUCUGUCCUUGUCAACAUGUUUUAGUUGAUUUCAGAAGGAUAACAUUGAUUUGUAAGGAUCACUACUUAAAAAUUUUGCAAUAAAUAAUUUCUCAAAAUAAAUCAGCACAAUUUAUUUUCAUCUGUAUAUCACUAUCAUUACUAAAUGAAAAGUACUGUGUCAGCCUUCUGUGCACUUUUUUUUUUAGCAACAAUGAAAUUCAUUGAUCUCUUUGAAUACUAUCCUUACAUUUUAAAUGCCUUGCAUAUUUUUAAUAAGGGCAGUAAAAACAGAGAAUACUUUUAUUUUGAGUUUUCCUUCAUUCCAAAGCAACAGCUUGGAAUCUGAUACUUUACAAUGAUUAACAUAAAGCAGUUAUUUUACUGGUUGCUUGAAGGUCUUAGAGUCAAAUUCUGUGACUAAUAUGAAGUAACUCAUGGUCACAACACUUUUCUUUUAGUUUCAUAAUGUAACUAUAUCAAGUUUUCUGCAUAAACAACAAAUUCUGGAUUAAUUUACUUUACACAAAAAAAAAAAACGGUUUCAUCUUAUUAAUUUUCUUAUGAUAUGGGUUUUGUGUUAAAAUUUGAAAUAACACACUUGGGAAAAUCAAAAUAGUUAUGCAUAGCGAACGUUGUUUCCCUUUGUAAUGAGCAAUAUACAUGCAUUGCACUGAUGGAUUUCAUGACACUUGUGUAGGUUUCAGUUACUUUUCUGGCUGGUUGUUGCCAUAAAAGAUAACAGAAAUUAUGUACACCAUUCCAUUUCUCAUUUUUGUCACUAAAAAGUAAGUCAUUAAGGUUCAGUUAGGUUAUAUGGAGGACUCAAAACACAAUUAGUCAAUAUAGGGGGAAUGUGAAGCUUAAAUAAUGGCAGGACUAAUGACUCAUUGACUCCACUG